AUGGGUGAGGUGACAGAAAUGCUCAAGCAGAUUUCCUUCCUCGAGCGGGAGAAAAAUGAAGCUGUUCUUGGAAUGGAACAAGCAGCAGAACACGGUCUCCUCCUGCUUCAACAAAAGUCCCAACUUCAACGCGAUCUAGCCCAGGCAAAUGAGCUGAACGGCAAAGCACUCAUGGAAAACGAGGAGCUUCGAGCCGAGCUUGAAUUGAAAAACGCAGAGCUGGAGCAAAUUCUCGAAUCAGCGCACGACAACCGUAGGAAUCAGAUGCUCACUUCGAUCGUCAACGAAGAGACGCUGCUUCAGGGGACGAUGGCGCUGGAAGACAAGCUCCAAAACGAGUUGAAAAGGGCGAGGGAUGAACUCUCAACCGCGCGGCAGCAGAAUCAUAAUGAUCGACAAGAGGUAGAAAGACUGACAAAAGUCAACAACAUCCUCAACUCUGACCUCGAGCGACUGGAAGCCAAAGUCGAUCCUCUCGUGAAGGCGCAAAAAGAAGCGAAAGAGGCGGAGAAACGGCUCAUUUCGGAUUUCAACGAAAUAGAAGAAGAAAACUGCCAGCUGCAGCGAAGCCUUGUUUAUUACAAGGAGCAACAGUUGGCGGUUGACGAGCUUCAACAUGCAAUUGCCAGGCUUGAGGAGGACUCGAGCUUUUGGAAAGCAAAGUCGGAAGAGGAAGAAUCAAUCAAAAAUGUGCUCCAAUCUCAGCUUGAAGAGUGUCUUACGAGUCUGGAAAGAGAGAGGGAAGAAAAAAUGGCCCUGAGGAGAGAGCUCAAUGAAAUUAAUAUUCCGUCUCCAAAGAGAAAUCAUCUCUUGAAUCCUGAAAAUGUCAUGCUUCCGGAUAGUCCCGGUAAAGACGGAGAUCAACAGCGAAUGAGCGACAAGAUCCAGCGAGUUGAAAUCGAAAAAGAAUGUUUACUGCGCGAGCUGGAAAACUCCUCAGAAAUGGAUAUGAUCAGGCAACGGGCCCAAGGUGAACUCGAACGCUUGAAACGGGAAAACUCUCGAUUGUCGGGGAGGAUCGCGCAACUCGAGCAAGACCAGCAUGAAAAUCGAAAGCAACAAGCGACAGCUGAUCACUUUGAAAAUCGCCUCUCAGAUCUCCAGAAACAAUUCAAUGUCGAAAAAGAAAGGGCGGAUAAUAAUGACAAGGAUGUCCUCAAAGCUAGGGAUCAUCUCGCUUCCGUAUCGGAACAAAUCGCGUCAAUGUACCAUCUACUCUGUCUCUCAAAGGGAACAGUUCCUGAACGAAUUCUUCUCCGCCGAACUGUGCAAAAUUGCAACCAGACACUGAACAAAAACGGCGCAGAAGAAAAAUCGGCCGAAGAUAUGCCUAAAGAUGCCCCCAAAGUUGAGGAUGAAAAACAGACUCAAUUGAAAUCGCCCUCAACAGUCGAAUCUAUCGCUGAAACGCUGAAUGAACAAGUCCGACUUAUAAAGUCGACGAUCAACGAUCAAAUGAACGAUUCGAAGUCUUCCAGCAGCUCGGACAAGGAAAACGCAGCGCCAGACGAGACCGAAGCCGACCGCGAUUCGGAGGUCAUCGGCCUAAAAGCGCUCAUUUCAUCGAAAAACGAACGAAUCGCCACUUUGCGAACUGUACUCAAAGCGAACAAAACUACUGCCGAAUCAGCGCUUGCAUCACUGCGUCAAAAAUACGAUGACGAGCGAGAAAUGGUCAACGAAACAAUGGCGAAGCUUCGAAGCGAACUUCGCACACUAAAAGAAGACGCAGCCGUCUUUGCUUCGCUGCGCUCCGUCUUCUCCGCCCGCUGCGACGAAUACGUCCUCCAGCUCGACGAGCUAACCCGACAGCUCAAGGCGGCGGAGGAAGAAAAGAAAACGCUCAAUCGAUUGCUCAGAAUGGCGAUUGAGCAAAAACUCGCUCUGACGCAGCAACUGGACGAUAUUAACUUUGAAGUUGAAACGCUGCGAAAUUCUAGUACAAAAAGAUGA
Oikopleura dioica is the source of this 1953-nucleotide messenger RNA. NCBI's taxonomy places the organism in Eukaryota, Metazoa, Chordata, Appendicularia, Copelata, Oikopleuridae. The record is from the annotation of a GenBank genome assembly.